Triplophysa dalaica is the source of this 8085-nucleotide messenger RNA. It is a transcript of the gene grip2b, whose product is annotated as glutamate receptor interacting protein 2b. Lineage: Eukaryota; Metazoa; Chordata; Actinopteri; Cypriniformes; Nemacheilidae. Gene Ontology annotation, biological process: neurotransmitter receptor transport, endosome to postsynaptic membrane. The transcript is spliced from 24 exons. The record is from RefSeq and is a predicted model, not a curated record. Gene Ontology annotation, molecular function: protein binding. Bases 78 to 3440 code for a protein of 1120 amino acids.
ACUCGCGUGCUGAAGGUUCGGCAGCGCGUCUGAUGUGACACGGCGUGGUGGAAACGUAGGACAUUCGUUCUUGAAGGAUGGACAGGGUCACCCGCGUGCUGAACAUCGUGAGGCAGAUGUCCCCCAGGAAAAGGGAGCGAGGGGCGCACUGGGAGGCGGAGAGUCCGGAGACCUGCGAAGAGAGUCUGUGCUCACUCAGCCUGUGCAUCAGCGAUGAUGGCCCGUACUCCAAAGGGAACAAGGACUCAACAGGGCCUGACAACUCACUCAUAUCCAGAAGACAAAGCAUCCCAGAAGAGCUGCGCGGGGUUACGCUUGUUGAGUUGAUUAAGAAGGAAGGAAGCACUCUGGGUCUCACGAUCUCGGGCGGAACGGACAAGGACGGCAAACCCCGAGUCUCCAACCUACGACCGGGUGGGCUUGCGGCUAGGAGCGAUCAGCUCAACGUUGGCGACUACAUCAAGUCGGUCAAUGGCAUCAAUCUGACCAAACUCCGCCACGAUGAGAUCAUCAGUCUGUUGAAAAACGUCGGAGAGCGUGUCGUGCUGGAAGUGGAGUAUGAACUCCCGUCAGCUGCACCAGACAGUACCUCAGGUGUUAUCUCCAAGACAAUCGACAUCUGUUUGCAGAGAGAAGGCAACAGCUUCGGCUUCGUUAUGAGAGGGGGCUCUCACGAGGACUGGCACAAAUCUAGACCUUUGGUGGUGACGCAUGUCCGACCCGGAGGACCCGCCGACAGGGAAGGGACGCUAAAAGUGGGCGAUCGGAUCCUGAGUGUGGAUGGUGUGUCCUUACACAAUGCUAGUCACAGCGACGCCCUCACCGUGCUGACCCAGUGUGGCCAAGAAGCCCUGUAUCAGAUCGAGUAUGAUGUCUCCAUCAUGGACUCUGUCACAAACGCUUCUGGUCCUCUGCUAGUGGAGAUCGCCAAAUCACCCGGAGCGAGUCUGGGUAUCACUCUGACCGCUGCCUUGCACAGAAACAAGCAGGCCAUCAUCAUUGAUAAGAUAAAAGCGGGCAGUGUAGUUGACAGGUCAGGAGCGUUACACGUGGGUGAUCAUAUCCUGUCUAUAGAUGGGACCAGCACAGAGCACUGUUCAGUUCUGGAGGCGACACAGCUGCUGGCCAGCACCUCUGAUCAGACCAAACUAGAGAUCCUGCCCGCUCACCAAACCCGCCUGUCCGGAAAACCCCAGGACACUGUGAAAGUCCAGAAAAGUGACCACCCUCACUGUUGGGACCCCUGCGUGAACUACUGCCAUUCUCAACAUCCCGGUCAAUGUAAAACAGGAACGUGGACCUCUGGCUCCAGUAACCCAUCCAGCUCUCAGGAUUACUGUAAAUCGGUAGUCUGCACUAACUUCUCUCCGAGCUCAACCACCACCACAUCAGGCAUGACCAGUCAGGGUUCAAACACGCUGCCCCGUGCCGCCCCUCCCAUGAGCCCAAGGAACUCCAUGCUGAAGAGGAGACAGAGGAAAAAAGAGCACAAGAGCUCUUCUGUGUCUUUAGCCUCAAGUUCUGUGGGCCCUGGCGGUCAGAUCGUCCACACAGAGUCCAGUGAGAUCACUCUGAGAGGAGACCCCCUUAAUGGGUUUGGCGUUCAGCUACAAGGGGGGAUUUUCGCAACGGAGACCCUCUCCGCCCCUCCUCUCAUUCGCUUCAUAGAGCCCGACAGCUCAGCUGAAAGGUGUGGGCUUCUGCAGGUCGGUGAUCGAGUUUUAUCCAUCAAUGGAAUUCCUACAGAAGAUGGAACGCUGGAGGAGGCCAAUCAGCUUCUUCGAGAUGCCGCUCUGGCCAAUAAGGUCUCACUGGAGAUCGAGUUUGAUGUGGCAGAGUCAGUUGUGCCCAGCAGUGGAACUUUCCAUGUUAAACUCCAGAGGAAGAGAGGAGUAGAGCUAGGCCUCACUAUCAGUGCCAGUAAGAAACCCGGAGAGCCGCUUAUCAUCUCUGACAUUAAAAAAGGCAGCAUGGCCCACAGAACAGGAACUCUGGAGCCAGGAGACAAGCUGUUAGCAAUAGAUAACAUACGUCUGGAGAACUGCUCAAUGGAGGACGCUGUUCAAAUCCUGCAGCAGAGUGAGGAUCUGGUCAAACUCAAGAUACGCAAGGACGAAGACAACUCAGAUGAGCAGGAGUCAACAGGCUCCAUUAUCUACACAGUGGAGCUAAAACGGUACGGCGGCCCGCUGGGCAUUACCAUCUCCGGCACGGAGGAGCCCUUUGACCCCAUCAUCAUCUCAGGCCUGACCAAAAGGGGUCUUGCUGAGAGGACUGGAGCCAUUCAUGUUGGAGAUCGAAUUUUGGCCAUCAACAAUGUGAGUCUGAAGGGUAAACCCCUUAGUGAAGCCAUACAUCUGCUGCAGAUGGCAGGAGAAACCGUCACCCUCAAAAUCAAGAAACAGACCGGCUCACCCGAUGAUAAGAAGAAAGAUAGCGACUUGGAGAAUGAGCUCAGUGAUAACGAGGACGAGAUGACCGACUCGCAGAAGACCAAUAAGCUCUCAGAGAUUUACUCCACCACCAUCCCCAGCGUGGACUCGGCCAUGGAAUCAUGGGAUGGAUCGGGUAUUGACGCUGGUUAUAGCAGCCAAGGUGGCUAUAUCCAUCAGGCCGCUGGCAUUGCGUUGCACCCCCAUGAGUGGCGUAGCACCAAACAGAGGAACAACACCCCUCCUCCCACCCGCCGCAAAAACUACCCCUUUAGUGACGGGGGCUUUAGUGAAGAUGACUGGGACAAAGCUGCAGAAUACGGUGGCCAGCCGCAUGCCGAUGGUCUUCUGUUGGAGCAGGAGGACAGCUUUUGGUGCCAGGCCCUAGAAGACCUGGAAACUUGCGGGCAGUCCGAGCUCCUGCGAGAGAUUGAGGCUUCAAUAAUGAGCGGUAGUGCUCUGAGUCUGGGCGUGGACGGCGGAAAGUCUCACGCCGAAACUGGCGGCAUGCCACACCUCAGCCCUCUACGUAAGGCUCCGCACCUGCACAAUGAGUCUAAAAACAAGAGCACCCUCCGCAUGUCGGAGAAGACCUGGGAAUCACGGAGGAUUAAAGAAGAGAUUCAGGACAUCCUGUCACCCACACCUUUAGAACUACACAAGGUGACGGUGAUGAAAGACCCGGAGAUCGACGACUUCGGGUUCAGCGUGUCAGACGGUUUCUUGGAAAAGGGUGUUUACGUGAACAUGAUCAGACCCGAGGGACCGGCGGACCGCGCUGGACUCAGACCCUACGACAGGAUCUUACAGGUGAACCACGUCCGGACAAGAGAUUUCGACUGCUGCUUGGCCGUGCCACUCAUCACAGAAGCCGGAGACAAACUCGAGCUGGUGAUCAGCCGAAACCCUUUAGCACAGCCGGGUGUCGUCCAGCCCCAUGACUGCCACCCCAAUUUCAAUCCUGUAGGCCAUUCACGCGAGCACCAGACCAGCACGCUGGACCUGUGACAGCCAUAAAACAAAUCAAUGAUUUAAUUUCUAUUCUAAUGAACAUCAAUAUCCAGAAUUCAAAAGAUUAUGUAAAGGAAUUGUCAGCAAAAAAAAGAGCCACCGUUUUGACGCACAGUGCUGGAGAGGAUCUGAGCCAGUUUUUUUUAACAGACAAAGAAAAGCUAAAUAAAAUAGAGGACUUGGACUAAUACAAUGCAUACUGUACAAGAACUUCGCCUCAUCUUUUUAGAAGACAAAACUGUAUCGUCUAAAUGUUUACAAGGAAAAGGUUGUUAGAGUAGCAGGGUUGCCAAAACUGCGCUGUGACUCAAAAUAUGUCACUCCCAUACCUAAAAUACAUAUUUUGCAGUUACUGUCAUGUAUUAAAUAUAAGUAAUAAGCACUUUAAUUAAAAAAAAUCAUGACUCACUUUAUCUUACCGUGAAAGUAAAAGUAGCCCAAUACCGUGGGAUACCGUGGACCUGGCAACCCUGGAACCCUGUUUGAUUUUGCUUUAUUUGUAAUUUGUAUAAUGCAUAUUGUGCUCAUAUGUUUACAAAAAAAGAAAAAGACUCUCUUCUUUUUCAGUGGAUCCUCAUCACAAUUAUUUUAAUUUUUUUGGAAAUCUAUAUUUCUGUUUUGUGUUUUUAAAAUGAAGCGUUUUUACCAAAUGAGAACUCACAUAACAGACCCUGAAUUCAAAGUAAGCUUUCAUUGCGUCCCCCACACACACUCCACUACUAUAAACAGAAAUAUUACCACUUUUGUUUGUAUCACAUACACACAUACACCCUUCUCUCUCCACAAACAAACAAAUGCUAAUUUCUCAGUCACACAUAAACACUUCAGGCCACGAGGGCCACUACAACAAUGCACAAGUUGACCUCCCACUGCUCUAAAAAGAACCUUUGAUAUCACCAACAAUAACUUCACAGCGUCUUGUGUCAACACCAUGUGAUGCGACACAAUUCCUCUUCCUUAUUUUAUAUAAGCGCAUAAGGCUGUCCCAUGACUCCUUUAAGAACAUUAGAGGUCAUUUGUUGUGAGGACUAUUAGAUAUAUUAGAGAAAAUCUGACAAAAUUAACAGCAAAAGCGUUUUAUUUUAAACACAGAAAUGGUCAUUCCUACAUUUUAAACCACUGUUAUGAUUUUAUAGCAUGAGCUUCCCAUUAGUACCCAUUAGAAAUAUGAUUUCUUUACAUUUUUGAGACCCUAAAGGUAACACAUUUUAAACCCCUUUACAGUAUUAUGAGAACAACAAUUAAUCCUAAAAAUAUAUAUUUUAACACAAAUUGUGGUGUUUACUAUAUUCGCCAAACUUCAUUCAACUCUGUUACCAAAUUUAUUUUCUUCAGUUAAUAGAAACCAUAUGUUUAGAGAUAUCUUCAAGCAGGCGUUUUGUCCUAACUAGCUACCCUUACUGAGAGACAUAAUUUAAUUUAAUAACUUAACUUAAUUUAGACAAAAUUUGCAAUCGGUGAAACUCUGUUAUACAUCCUGGCAUAUUUUGUUUGUAUAAUUAUUAUUAUUUGUAUUAUCAUUAAUAGUAAUAGUUUUUUAAUAUAUAUAUAUAUAUAUAUAUAUAUAUUACAUUUAUGCCCAUUUAAUUUUAAUGUUCUUUCGAAGAUAACCAAUUCCUACAGUCAGAAUUUUUUCAAAUAAUUCAUGUCACAAAGAAAAGAAAAUCACAUAACAAACCUCAUAAAAAUUGAAACGAAACUAAAACAGCACAAGCAUCUUGGGCCGGUUUUACCAGCCGAUCUUAAGUGCAUUUCGCAAAGAUAUAAUUUUAAGGGAUGUUAUUUAUUGUGAAAUAUAAUAGAAUAGGGUGAAAUAAUGGAGAUAUAAGUAAUGGAGGAGCAUAAACAUAGAUAAUAAGCUGAAGUUAAAGUUGUUUUUCUCCUGGACGAAUUAAAACUCUAUUCUUAUUAAAAGAAACUAACUAAAAUAUCUUAUUUCAUACUGUAUACUCUAAAAAAAAGAAUUCAUUUUUAAUGGUUUCAGUUUCCAUACUCUCGGUCCAAUUUAACACAUUAAAAACCAUUAUGCCCUGCCGAUAACUUGCAUAAAAGUUUUGUUUUAGCAGCAUUGAUUUUUUUGAAUUAAUCAAUGAAUCAUAACCGCAGUUGCAUGAAACAAAUGGGAAUGGAGCGCUGCUUCAUUGACUGAAUAUCUUCUGACAGUCUUCUUUUUUCACUUAUUUCAUUAGCAUGUUCUUAAUUUUUUGUUUGUUUCUUAAGCGUUUUCUCUUGUUUUUACUGUAAUUUUUAAUUUCUUUGAUCUAAUUAUUGUUCCUCUUUAACAUUUUUAAUCAAUGGAGGCCGUAAGAAUGACACUCUAAUGCGCAUCGUCUAAGCUGAGUGUUGCUGCACCUGCUCAUAGUUUUAAAUGGUGCAACAGGUGUACAUAUUUAUCACAAGUCUGGACAGAGUUAAGCCCGACGUAAGAUUUACGUCCAACUUUUUCACAUCCAGCUGGUGCAACCGGCCCUUGUGUUUUGUUCUUGGUUGACAGUAUCAUAAGCAUUUUCUCAUGACACUAUCAUUUAAAGCAUAACUUCCCCUAGCAAUUGUGAGAAACAAGAAGUUGUGGUGCUUACAUUGUUGACACUUUAAAUUCUCGCAUCACUGUUAAAAAACUGCACUUUUGCAGGAAUAUUUGCUGUUUUAUUGUAAAGAAAUUUUCACAUAUUUUGAAAAUGCGUAAAAAGUGUUAAAUGACGGAAAUAGAACAGCAAAUUUUCAAGUUGGGUGUAAAAUAAUAAGAAAAUAUAUAAUUGUGCAACAGUAAACUCUAGGUCCGACAUAUGUCCUGUUGCAUUUAUGGAAAGCUUACUCUCGUCAAGUACCGUCGUACCCCAACAUUCUUCCAUCGCAUACUUAUCUUUAAACAACUUACCACAAUGGAGCGUUCACACCAGUCCUCACAAAUGUCCACACCUCAAGAACACAACGUGUACUUUCACAAUAGCCGAGCUGUCAUCGGUCACCGAUGGCCAAAUAUUACAAAUGUUUCCGUUACGGCCUAUUUUGGACACAACCUCCCUUUAAAAGCCAUCACAUCGUUUACUCGUGUUUGGCACCUGCGGUAACUCUAGCCGUCUGCCAAAUGACUAAUAAAGUUUAAUUGUUACAAAGGUCACGUCUCCGCAGACAAAAGGCCGAUGCCUAUUAACCUCCACUAAACAUUUACCUACAUUAGUCUUUGGCAAAAUCUUGACACAAUUAAUGAGGAAAACUGAGGACGUUUAGAUUUUUGGGAUAUUCAGUUUGAGUAUGAGAAUCAGUCCAUGUCCAAAGACCACUUAAUCUGUAGUUGUUAAAGUAAACUUGUGUGUCUUUAAUUUCUUUAUUGUGGUCUUGAUACGCGUGAGAUCGGAUGUGUUUGAACUUUUUUAAUAAACGGACAUUCAAGCAAAGCUGUGACUGGUUAGGGGUUCGACUUUUUUAAUACUUUGUUCAGUUAACAGUAUGUAAAUUUCCUACUUUUUUGCAGCAGUUGGACGAUCGUAUUAAAAUCCCUAGUUGUAAUAGAUCAUCCACACAGUACUUGGUACAGAUAAUGAGAAUUUUCUUUAUAUUCGCUAUCAAACGAUCCACAAGUAGCUCCGCUGAUGAGCUCUCUUUUUGCCUUUUUAGACAUUCCAAACUUAAGAAACUUUAACUUGGUUCACCGAAUAACCACAAGUGAUCGGCAAUAGAUUUUAUUUGUCUUACUUCAUGAAACGUGGUCAUCCAUACAAAUGCUACAAUAACCCAUUGAUAAGUUGAUUUUUUUUCCCUCACUCUGCUGUCUUUACUUUUGGAAAGCACAAGUAAAAUCUAUUUGCAGUAAAGCCGAAAGCACUCAUUGUUCUAGAUGAUGCUGUUGAAUUCUGAUUAGAACAAUCAGAGCCUCUGUUCAGGCCCAUGGCAUUAGGAGUCUACCCAAGGCUCACUACUAGGCCCAUACAAGUUUUCUUUUAACCACCCCCUAACACCACUACCUUUCUCUUUUUGUUAUAUAACUCUACCAAAGCUGUCCAUGGAAAAAAAUAAGGUUGAUACUUAUUUGAGUCCGCAUUGUACGCACGUUUUGUCUAAACGUUUCCGCACUGCAGGCCGAACGCCACUGAAGUCUUGUUUUGGUUCCCCUAUACUUUGUUUCUACUCUAAAAGAGCAGCAAUUGUCAUGUUUUCCUUUUGUUUCAGAGUGAUUUAACCAUAAUAUUGUUCAGUGUUGGUGUUUUAAAAUGUCACACACACUAUUCCAGGAAGAAAAGACGACAGAGUUUCUUUUACAUGUGCAAUAUUGGGGCCACAUACAGGAUUCAAAGGAUUUUACAUAGAAGCUAUAUAAAGCUCCAAACGUGUUCAUCCCUAUGCAUUUUGAAUUCCUGAUUAAUGUAUGCAUUGAUACUAACGUGUAUUUUUGAAUGUGUAAUAUGGAAGCUCAAUUCUCUGUACAGUAUUUUUGUAUGAACUCUAAACUUGCUGUUUCCGCAGCAUAUUUGAAGCACAAUGAUGAAGACAGGACUUUUGAAAAUGAACUGAGUAAGUCUAUUCUGUUGAAACCCAUUCCUUAUCAACAGGGGAAUGUGCUGAUGAUACAAUUUUUCUAAAAACGUCGGAAUAAAAGAGGUUAAAACGUGAGCCAUUGACUGUGUGAUCCCUGUUUUCCUAU